AUGGCGCCAUUGGCACUAGAUGAGAAGGCGCAGAUCGCGCACGAGUUGCGCACGACCAUUCGGGAGCUCAAGGACCGUGGGCUGCUAGUCGCGUCCAAGUGGGCAUGCGAGCUGCUGGCCGCGCUGCCAAAAGAGGUGCGCAUGCGCGCGUACCUUCCUUUCUCCCCUCCGGCGCAGCAGGCUGGCCUGCCGAGGGGACGACAGUCGAUAAUGACUGAGAUGAGUUUUGAGAGUGACGUGUCGCUGCACAUCGAAACGGAGGAGGACGUCCUGGACGAAGACAGGUUCGAGCUCGCCAAGACCUACUACGACAUCAAGGAGCAUGACCGCGUCGUCGCCACCCUCGAAGGCGCCCAAUCACCGCGUGCUCGCUUCCUUCGCACCUAUUCUGCAUACCUCAGCGCGGACAGGAAAGCGCAGGAGAGCCUCGGGCACUUUCUGGACACGAAGCAGGAACGGCACGCCCUCUUCCCGCCGCUCAACAAGCUGCUGGGCGAACUCGAGGACGAUACCGACCCGUACCUCCUCUAUUUGCGAGGAUUGCUUCACUUGCGGCUGGAACAGCGCGAGGCAGCCGUCGAGUGUUUCGUGGAAAGCGUCAAGGGCCGGCCGUAUAACUGGAGCGCCUGGACGCAGCUCGCUCAACUCAUUGACUCGGCAGACAAGUUUAUCGAGAUCAAGGAGCGGCUCCCACCAGGCGUGAUGCGUACUUUCUUCGCUAUUAACGUCAUGCUCGACCUCCACACCGCCACGGAUCUGGUGAUGACGAUGAUCACCGACCUCCUCGAGACGUUCCCAGGCAGUGUGCACCUCCUCGCCCAGAAGGGCAUGGUGUACUACCACAUGCGGGACUUUUCGCAAGCCGAGAUCCAGUUCGACCACGUACAGGAGGUCGAUCCCUUCCGCAUGGAGGAGGUUGACAUAUACAGCAACAUGCUGUAUGUUGUGAACAAGAAGACCAAGUUGGCCAAGCUGGCGCACCAGUACGCCGAGAUCGACCGUAACCGACCAGAGGUGUGUACCCUCAUUGGGAACUACUACUCGUCGCGCGGGGACCACACGCGCGCAAUUCAGUACUUCAAGCGUGCGCUCAUGUUCAACCGCGACUAUCUACCCGCGUGGACCUUGAUGGGACACGAAUUCGUCGAGCUCAAGAACACACACGCGGCCAUCGAAGCGUACCGCAAGGCGAUCGACGUCAACGCCAAAGACUACCGCGCGUGGUAUGGCCUCGGGCAGGCAUACGAGCUGCUCGACAUGGCCCAUUACGCAGUCGAGUACUAUAACCAGGCCACUACCCUGCGUCCGUACGACUGCAGGAUGUGGACAGCCCUUGCGACAGUGUACGAGCACCUCGGACGUAUCCCCGACGCUAUCAGCGCGCACACGCGCGCUCUGUUAGGCGCCGACCACAAGCAGACACCCGACAUUCUGGCCAAGCUCGCUGUGCUUAAUACGACCGAGGGCGAGCCCGCCAAGGCCGUCGAGUGCCAUAAGAAGAUCCUCGCCCUGGGCAUCAGAGAAGAGGCCCCGCUCGCUGCGCUGGCCCCUAGCUAUUUGGCCGUCGCCGAGUGGGAGAGCGGCGAGGGUGGCGAGUGGGCGCUUGCAGCGCAGUACUUUGAGAAGGUCGCCGCGUCAAACCUCCCAGAACGCGAUUCGGCCGCAGACCUGCUGCGCGAGCUGCGGAUCCGGGAGGCACGUGCGGCCGCGGCGUGA
Molecule: messenger RNA, 1716 nt
Organism: Cutaneotrichosporon cavernicola
Lineage: Eukaryota; Fungi; Basidiomycota; Tremellomycetes; Trichosporonales; Trichosporonaceae
Gene: cut23
Exons: 4
Coding region: 1-1716 (571 amino acids)
Biological process (GO): protein ubiquitination; cell division; anaphase-promoting complex-dependent catabolic process
Cellular component (GO): anaphase-promoting complex
Molecular function (GO): protein binding
Source: RefSeq, a predicted model, not a curated record